AGCCCAGCUAAUGUCAUUGGCCUAUUUCACAUGUCUGCUGAUGUGCCGGGUUAGGCUGGUUCAGGUUUUUCGUAACCCAAUAUUGUUUAACAUUUUGUGGUAACACUGGUAGUAUGUCAGCUCGCUGCUAGGGCGACUUUACGAGCAGAUGUGAGCGUUACUCGUCAGCAUUUCCAACAGGACAAGGUCUAAUUCAGGCGUCGGCGGGCUAAGGCAGCAUUUGGCAAACACGAGCUAACGCUAGCUAGCUUCUCAAACGAGACUUGUGUCAGAAUGGGUGAGGAAAUCAACGAUAACCCCAUCAACACUGAGGAGGUAUCCGCCUGUAACGCAAAUGUUGAAGAAAACGGUGAAACGUUAGAAGGUGGUGCCAAAUAUUAUACCCUGGAAGAAAUAAGGGCGCAUAACGUGUGCAAGGACACAUGGCUUAUCAUCCACGAUAAAGUAUAUGACAUCACAAGUUUCCUUGAAGAGCAUCCAGGAGGUGAGGAGGUUUUGCUGGAGCAGGCAGGUGCAGAUGCCACGGAGAGCUUUGAGGACGUGGGUCAUUCCACAGAUGCUAGAGAGAUGCUCCAGCAGUACUUCAUCGGGGAGCUUCAUAUGGAUGACAGAAUAAAGGCGCCAACAAAGGAAACUACCACAACUCCAGGAGAGUCCAGCUCUUGGACCGUAUGGUUGGUACCUGCUGUCAUUGCAGCUGUUGUGGGUAUCAUGUAUCGCUACUAUAUGCUAGAGCACAAGUCCUCUUGAGUCCUGGCAUUCUCUCCUCAUCUCAUUCUUUUCAUCUGGAGGCCUUGAAAUGUUUGACCAAACCCUCCUCACACUGAACACACUCAAAUCAGGAGUGUCUGCAUCCUUUGAAGCAGUAACAGGAGGGCAGCAGACUGAAGUACUUUUGUCCUCCUCCCUCUACAUAAACCUCAACAAAUGUGUUGUUGAGCAGAGACUUUUCAUAAAAUUGUCUGUCUUCAAUUUCUUUGUAUUUUGUUUUCUCACUAUGCCUGUAGCCAUAAUUGUUAAAUGUUUUGUUUAACUUGCCUAUUCUUAUGCAUUGGACAAAAUUUGGCCUGUUUGUGUUGAUUUUCCGUUUCCCUGGUGAGGAAGGAUGUUUUUACUUGUCAACAGCACGAUACAUCACUCAAGCAGAUGUUAGUACAAAAAAAGGUAAAUACAAUCGGAAACCUUUUGUAAAAUGUAACAUUUAUUUACAGCUACUAAAUUAUAACUAUUAUUCAACUUAAACAGUAUGUUUUAGUUGAAUAAUAACAAUUUGAUUUAUCCCGUUCGCUCUUUACAGCACAGUUUAGGUGUUAAGCAGUGGUUGAUUUAUGUGGCAGUUGGUUCAAAAUUUCUAAUCUUUCCAAUAUAUAUAAUGGCAGUGUCAAAUGUCUGUUCUGUAUGAAACUGGUGAUAAAAACGUAUUGUCAGUGAUUAUUUAAGGUUGUGUGUUCUAACUUGAUCCACUUUUCUACAAUCACGUUAUCAGGAAUCAUACUUAAUUUGUGUGUGUUCAAAGUACUAGUUCAUGAGAUCCAUAUAAAUUUAUGUAAUAUAUAAUUAAACAACCACAUAUUUUAUUUGAAGCAUUAUUGUAAACAGAACAUCUGUGGCAUAGUAUUCACACCUUGCAAUUAAAAAGGGUUUAAUUGGUAAUCCGUGUAAUACUUGAGAGAGAAUGAUUUCUGAAUGCAUACCCUUGUUUGAUUAUGUUUUAAGUUGUUUAGGUUAUAUUGUUGCUCACUAUGCCAUAUGUCAGCCCUUAUUUAAUUUAGAUGUUUUUCACAACUGUGUUUCAUUGUUAUUCAGUCAGCUUAAUGUUUUUGUAUGCAGUCUGAUGUGUUUGUGUGGUAGACUGCAGUGCUUGUCAGCUGUCACUAGAGACAUAGACAGGAUAUCUGUCUGUCUACAGUGCGUCAACAUACGUGGUUACUUUACACAAUCAUGCAAAAUUCUAACAACCACACUUUUUAGAUCUAAAGAUACUACUACUGAAUAUGCUGUUGGUAUUAGUUUUGCAUAGCAUUUCCAAAAUUGCUCUUAAACUACUGAAUUUACCAAGAGGGAAAUGUCACCAUUAUCUUAUUUCACUAUCAGAGAAAAAUAAUAAAGACCAAAACAUUUUGAAACCCACUUUGCCCCUCCUAUUCACCUAAAUAUAAAGCUUACAGUUGUAUAGCUAAUCAGGCUCACUAUUUGAUAAUUUGUCACAAUCUAAUAACGCGCUGCUAUUUUUACAUGCUUUGAGUACAUUGUUACUUACUGAUUGAUGUCAGAUUUGGUAGGCUGAACUGUUAGGAUAAAUAAAUGAUUGCCAUCUCAAUGCAUUUCAACUGCCAUUUCCUGUUAAUACAAUUUUCUUUCAAUAAAACAAACCUUUUAAAUCCCAA
Myripristis murdjan (pinecone soldierfish) is the source of this 2387-nucleotide messenger RNA. It is a transcript of the gene cyb5b, whose product is annotated as cytochrome b5 type B. Gene Ontology annotation, molecular function: heme binding. Gene Ontology annotation, cellular component: membrane; intracellular membrane-bounded organelle. The transcript is spliced from 5 exons. The record is from RefSeq and is a predicted model, not a curated record. Bases 274 to 750 code for a protein of 158 amino acids. NCBI's taxonomy places the organism in Eukaryota, Metazoa, Chordata, Actinopteri, Holocentriformes, Holocentridae.